AUGCGCUUCGUCUCCGUCGACAAUGUCUUGCAAUACAGCUCGGAGAUACCAUCAGGCCAGCCGCGGGUCAAUCCUGGUCAGAGUCCGAGUCCUCACGUCCCCUCCGGGCAGACCCCGCGGUCUUCCAUGGCCAUGCGCAGGAUGAGCGGUCGUGGCUUGCCGAACCUGCCUUCGAGGCAUGGCCAGACGAACAUGCCAUCACGAACAACCAAGAUCAGCGAGAAAUUGGUCCUGCUACCCGAGACGGACGAGAAGGCCGAAGGCUCUGACGAGGACCACGAAGCAUUACUCCAAGACGAUGACGAAGGACCGCCGAAAGAUGAAGAGCUGGACAUCCUGAAGAAACGAGGCGGUUUACGAGGAAAGACCUAUGCAGAGCGCUUGCCGAAGGGCCAAAGAACCGAGAAGAUAUCCAGGCUAACAGCCUACUGCACCGCAACAUCAUACAAGAUGAAGUCUACGUCUGAAUUCUUACGCAAGAAGCAUGAUGCCAAAACAAAGCUCUAUGAUGACUGUCUCUAUGCCGUCUACCACAUCCCUAUUCUCCCUGGCAUCGAUGGCUACAGAGUCAGAAGUCGCCCUAUUCUAAAGUCCCCGGGUACCGGCAAGACGCUCCUUGACCUCGAAAUCGAACGCAGUGAGCGCAGGGAUGAGCACAUGGGCUACGAGGAAUACCACUACGACAUGCAAGGCGAAAAUGGUAGCCACGAUGCAUCUGGCCGCCGCGGUCGGGAUAUGGACAGGCCUGAGGGCGACGAGUCACACUCGGCAAGUCCUGUGAAUAGGCUUGCGCCCGAUGCGAAGAAUUUUGCCGAGAUGUUCGUCUUCUCCUACGGUGUCGUAGUAUUCUGGAAUUUUACCGAGACGCAGGAGAAGAACAUUUUGGCUGAUCUCGCAUUUGCCGAGAACGAGUCAGGGGUCUCACUGGUUACACGCCCCCUCGACCAAAGUGACUUCGAAACGGAGCAAUUCCAUUUCGAAUAUAGUGGCGACAUUAAGCGCCCCAGAGUUUUCAACGACAUGAUUACUUUGUUGCCGAGAUCCGACCACAUGGUAAAACUUACCAUCAGUCAUGCAAUUGCACAAAGCACCAAGCUUUGCUUUUUCGAGGAACGCAUGUCCGAGACCAUGUUGGACGCCCAGCAUGUGCCGAAGCGGUUGGCUUUAACCGGAGAAUUGAACAUGACUAGGACUGAAAUCGUCAAGAUCCUGGGCCGCCUCUUCAAAAGCCGUGUGGACAUCAAUUUAUCCUCAAACAUUCUCGACGUUCCGAACUUCUUUUGGGACUCCGAGCCAACGUUACACCCACUGUAUGCCGCCAUUCGCGAGUAUCUGGAAAUCGACCUGCGCACCAAGGUCCUCAACGAAAGAUGCCGAGUUUUCCUGGAUCUGGCCGAGAUUCUGUCAGACUCUGUUGCUGACGCAAAGAUGAGUGCAAUCACAUGGAUCAUCAUCAUACUCAUCAUUGUCAGUAUUCUUGUGACAGUGACUGAGGUUGCUCUUCGCUUCAGUAUCCUCUCCAAGGAGAAGGACAAGGAGGAUAACCAGAAUGCGAACGCAGCAGACAUACUCAGAUCGAGGCUGCACGGUGCAAUAUCCAACGCGACUCUUGAGGACUUGAAGCUAUGGAGUGCGGGUCUGAGCGAGCAGCAGAGGAACGCCGUCUGUGGAUCCGACUACGUGGGCACAACCUUCGCGGGCAUCUAG
Molecule: messenger RNA, 1707 nt
Organism: Truncatella angustata
Lineage: Eukaryota; Fungi; Ascomycota; Sordariomycetes; Amphisphaeriales; Sporocadaceae
Exons: 2
Coding region: 1-1707 (568 amino acids)
Source: RefSeq, a predicted model, not a curated record